AUGGCCGUCGCAAUAUCAAUGCGACGAACGAGUCCAACCAGCCUCAUCCUGGCUGCUCUGCUGGCAUUUGGAUUAAUCUGCUUCUUGCUCUCCCCCUCCACACCCUCCGCCUCCGCCUCCGCAGCAUCCUCGCGUCAACGACAAGAAAAUGCCGCUGAGCACCCUCUCUCACCGCCGACGAAGCCCUUUCUCAAAUCACAGCCCAUCCGCAGCGAUGGUGUACAGGCUGCCCCGCCCGUAGUCCACUACAAUCUGAACAAUCUCACCAGCACGAGCACCGCCCGCGCAAAUGGCGAACGGAUCCUCAUCCUCACUCCGCUCGCUCGCUUCUACACAGAAUACUGGGAGAACUUGGAGAAACUGAGCUACCCGCAUGAUCUGAUAUCACUGGGCUUCAUCGCCCCGAAGACAAAGGACGGAAACACGGCCGUUCUGGCGCUGGAACAAGCUAUCUCGCGCACGCAAUCCGGCCCUAUCGAUGACCGCUUUGCUAGCAUCACCAUCCUGCGACAAGACUUUGAGCCGCCUCUAUCAUCGCAGGAUGAAAAGGUCCGGCACCAGAUGGCGGCUCAGAAGGAACGUCGCGAAUCAAUGAGUCUGGCCCGAAACAGCCUCCUAUUCACGACCCUCGGACCGGCGACCUCGUGGGUGUUGUGGCUGGAUGGUGAUAUUGUCGAAACCCCGGCUUCGCUCAUUCAAGACCUGACAAGUCAUGACCAGCCCGUCAUCGUGCCGAACUGUUUCCAGCGGUACUAUGACUCGAAGAAGCAGAAAUGGGAUAUCCGGGAGUACGACUACAACUCGUGGAUCGACAGCGACACGGCUCAGAAUUUAGCCAACGAUAUGGGCCCCGAUGAGAUUCUGUUGGAGGGAUACGCCGAAAUGGCCACGUACCGCACACUCAUGGCGAAGCUACCCGACAUGGAGAACCUAGACCCCCACCGCAUGGUCGCUCUAGAUGGAGUGGGUGGAACAGCAUUGAUGGUUAAGGCCGAUGUGCACCGCGACGGAGCCAUGUUUCCCGCAUUCCCCUUCUUUCAUCUCGUUGAAACAGAAGGCUUUGCCAAGAUGGCCCGUCGACUCGGAUACCAAGUCUUUGGACUACCAGAUUACUUUGUCUACCACUACAACGAGUGA
Penicillium taxi is the source of this 1137-nucleotide messenger RNA. Its product is annotated as mannosyltransferase complex subunit MNN9. Gene Ontology annotation, cellular component: mannan polymerase complex. Lineage: Eukaryota; Fungi; Ascomycota; Eurotiomycetes; Eurotiales; Aspergillaceae. The record is from RefSeq and is a predicted model, not a curated record. The coding region runs from base 1 to 1137 and encodes 378 amino acids. Gene Ontology annotation, biological process: cell wall mannoprotein biosynthetic process; protein N-linked glycosylation. Gene Ontology annotation, molecular function: alpha-1,6-mannosyltransferase activity. The transcript is spliced from 2 exons.